Messenger RNA from Gopherus evgoodei (Goodes thornscrub tortoise), 639 nucleotides. It is a transcript of the gene TMEM174, whose product is annotated as transmembrane protein 174. NCBI's taxonomy places the organism in Eukaryota, Metazoa, Chordata, Testudines, Testudinidae. The record is from RefSeq and is a predicted model, not a curated record.
AUGGAGCAGAACAACAACUGUGUAGAAGAUUUCUAUUUCAGUGUAUUUUCUGUUUCUCCAUAUCAGCCCAACAGAUCAGAUGUCCUAGUGUCAGAUGAUGACAAAGCUGGUGCCACUUUACUCUUUUCGGGUGUUUUUUUAGGGCUGGUGGGGAUCACUUUCACAGUAAUGGGAUGGAUCAAAUAUGCUGGCAUUAUUCAGUUUGAGCGAACUCAGUUAUUAGGGCCUAUUCUGCUCUCUGUUGGUGUGACUUUUGUCCUGAUUGCCAUUUGCAAAUUUAAAACUCUGACAUGAAAAUCUUGCAAAAAACGUGAUGAAAGUGCAUCAGUUACAGACCAGUCUCCAAGUGGACAAGCCUUUGUUUUCACUAGAAUUAACCAACCUAUAACUUUUCAUGGUGCUACAGUGGUUCAGUACAUACCUCCUCCUUAUCUAUCCCAGGAAGGGAUUGCUGUGAAUCCGGCCUAUCUGCAUCCAGUGCUCAGUUAUUAUGGUAUUGCUUCAUCCAGUGGAUUAACAAUUCCUUCCCCAAUCUCUCCUCUGCACUCAAACUCUCGUACUGUCCACUCUCUGCAUAACCCAGCUUUUACUGAAGAUGAAAACUACCCUGCUUAUCUGGUAGCAGACACAAGAGAUUAA